This is a messenger RNA of Paramecium tetraurelia, 1681 nucleotides long. RefSeq lists its product as uncharacterized. Lineage: Eukaryota; Ciliophora; Oligohymenophorea; Peniculida; Parameciidae. Gene Ontology annotation, biological process: translational elongation. Gene Ontology annotation, molecular function: GTPase activity; translation elongation factor activity; GTP binding. The record is from RefSeq and is a predicted model, not a curated record. The transcript has 5 exons.
CAUAUAUUCUUUGUAAUCAUACCCAUUUAGAAAAAAUCAUAAAGGCAACACAUCAUUCAAUUGAUUAACCUGGUUUUGGAAAGAAAUACAUUAUUGAUUUAGGUUUGAGGAAUAAAAUAAUUUUGAUAAUUGAAACAUCAAUUGUACAAUCAUGGGCCAUUUGAGUAUUCUGUUCAUUCAAAUUAUGACAAAUGAUAAUAUUAUAAAUUUAAUAAAGAAUUAUUAUUUGAUAUCUAAAUUCAAACAUUAAAAAAAAUACAUAUAUUAAUAUUAUGUAAGUAUAGAGAUAAGAACAUAGCAAGUUGGCAAUAAUAGGUAAUGUUGAUUCAGGCAAAUCAACGUUGGUUGGAGUGCUAACAAAGGGAAUUUUAGAUGAUGGAAGAGGAGGAGCAAGAGAGCGAGUUUUCAAUUACAAGCAUGAAAAAGAGAAUGGAAGGACAUCAUCAGUAGCAUAAGAAAUAAUGGGAUUCGAUGAGAAUUUAAAGCAAGUGCUUCCUGAAAGAUUCAAUUAAAAUAAAAAUAAAUAUUGGAGUCUCGUAGUUGAAAAGAGUAGGAAGAUAGUUACAUUUUUGGAUCUCUGUGGUCAUGAAAAAUAUCUAAAAACUACAAUAUUCGGUUUGGUAGCUAUGAUACCAGAUUAUUCUCUGAUUAUAGUUGGAGCCAAUAUGGGAGUAUCAAAAAUGACAAGAGAGCAUUUGGGAGUGAGUUUAUUUUUGAAAAUCCCAUUUGCAAUAGUUUUAACAAAAAUUGAUAUAGCUCCUUAAAAUGUCUACAAUGAGACUAUCGAAAAUAUAAAAGGCUUGAUUAGAAGUCCAGCAAUUAAGAGAACAGCCGUAGUAUUCGAUGAAAAAACUGGAUUGGAUGAAAUCGAUAAAUGGGCAGCACUUAUGCAUGGGAAUAAUGUUGUUCCAAUGUUUCAAGUCUCCAGUGUGACUGGAAUUGGAUUGCAAUAAUUGGCUCGUUUCAUAAGCAGAGUACCAAAUAGAGAUGAAAUAAACAAAGCCUAUUAAACAGUAAAUGAUCCAUUCCAAUUUGACAUACAAGAGAAUUUUAAUGUUCCAGGAGUUGGUGUUGUUGUAAGUGGAAUAGUAAGAAGUGGAAAAGCAGGAUUGAAUUAACAUGCUCUAUUGGGACCAGAUAAAGGAAAAACAUUCAAACCAGUAACCAUCAAAUCUAUACACAUAAAUAGAGUACCAGUUGAAUCAGCAUAGGUAGGAGAAUUCGCCUGUUUUGCUCUUAAGCCAUCUAAGGCUGGAGAUAAAUUGGACAGAGCUGAUUUCAGAAAGGGAAUGAUUUUAAUUGAUCCAGCUGUGAAACCUGAACCUGUUCUAGAAUUCGAAGCUAACAUUCAUGUACUCCACCAUCCAACUACAAUGAGUCAUGGAUAUUAAGCAGUUAUGCAUUGUGGUGUUAUUAGAUAAGCUGUAGAAAUGAAGAAAAUAUUCUAACAUGAAGUAUUAAGAACUGGAGAUGUAGACACAGUGAGAUUACGAUUUCUUUAUGCUGCCGAGUAUCUUAAAACUGAAUAGAUCCUUGUGAUUAGAGAAGGCAGAACUAAAAUAUUUGGAUAUAUAUCUAAACUUAUUACAGAUAAACAAUUAGAGGAUGAAAAGAAAGUUCAAGGAAUUCCCUAAUAAUAAUAAUAAUAAUAAUAAAUAUAAUAAGUUUGAUUAUUUUAUAA